Oldenlandia corymbosa var. corymbosa is the source of this 2379-nucleotide messenger RNA. The record is from the annotation of a GenBank genome assembly. NCBI's taxonomy places the organism in Eukaryota, Viridiplantae, Streptophyta, Magnoliopsida, Gentianales, Rubiaceae.
AUGGGAAAGAGCAGAAUGUACACAAAGUAUUCGAAUGAUGAUGAUGGAACAGAUGAAGUUGAGGUGCUUGAACAAGUUUUCCCUAAACGGAUAUGGGGUUUUGGCUUUGUGCAUAAUAUUGAUUUCCAUCAUUGGAGAUCUAGUCUCAAGAGAAUCCUUCUUCAAAAGAUAAAUCCCCGAAAACGCCUUAAAGGUAAGGUAAGGGAAAAGGAACUUGAUCAUGAUGUGGGAGAACAACAAAAGCUUCUUAAUGAUGACCAAAAACACUUCCUUAUUGCUAAGGAUACUGGAAGAAAGCAGAAAAGGUCUCUGAAAGCUCGGAUAAAAUCGUUGAUUUCAGAAGAGAAUGGAAACAAAAAGAGUUCAGUCUGUUCUCAACCUAAAUUGCAUCGCACCUAUUCAAUACAUCAUCUUGAACCUCCGGAUCCUGAUUGGGAGAGUCCAAUUUUCUUCUUUUCUGAUGAAAAGGAUAUUGGUCCCACAAAACUGUGGGAUCUAAAAAAUAUGAAAGUGAUAGACAAGCCGGAUGCGCAUGGAAAAAAGGCGAAAAACAAUGAAGCUUCAAAAGAUAAAGUUAGUUUUCUGGAAAAUUUUAAGGCAAACAAGAAUUUGUUUCUGGAAAGUCUUCAAGAUACUGAUUCUGUUGGCCUCCGGAAAUUCUCCCAUUCAUUGCCUGGUUCAAGAGCAAAAGCAAGGUUAACCAAGUCAGGAUCAUAUCCUAAUCCUGCUUCUCUUUUGUUCCCAAAAAGAGACCUUGAGCCGAGUACAUUGAGGCUAAAGCGGAGUGAAAUUUGGCCAGCUCCGAAAGGAGAAAAGUUGAACCAUGUUACUGUAAUUCCAAAGGCAGAAACGGUCCAUGGUUCAAUGCAUUUCCGCUCAAAAUCUUUGCCUUCUGAAUACAGGGUUAAGGGCAGCAAACUUGGUCAGGAAUUAGAUCUCAUCACAGAAACUUCAGCCGAACCAGAUGAAAGGAACAUUGAAGAAAACCACUUUGAUGAGGGAAGUCCAACAUGCAGAGUUGAGAAAGAAAACGAAAACGAGGAAAAUGGUUCUAGUGGAAAUCCACUGUUCCACAGAAGAAGUUCUUCUCUAAAUGACUCGCUGGAUAAAUAUGCAAGAUUAUUUGGGAAUGAUCUUGGCAAGGAUGCUAAUUUAGGUUCAUCUAGAAGCUUAAAGUUGAGAAAUGAAUAUGAAGCAGGAUUAGGUGGAGGUGCUCCGAUACUGUUUGGAAGAAUCUGGUCUUUGUCUCACCUCGAAAGUUAUUCUUCUAUAGGCAAUGUAAUGCCUGAAGAUGAUGUUAAUUUACAAGAAUUGCAAAUCACAGCUAAAGAGGAAAGCCGCAAGGGUGAUUGUCCUGAGCAAGAGUUAGAACAAGUAGGCCAUGGCUCAGGUAAUGAAGAAAGUGUCCCUAAGGAUGUCCAAGAAUCGAUCAAAGAACACCAAACUCCAUUAAAUUUAGAUAACUUUAACCAAACAAUGGCUAACAUCUCUGCGGCGGAAGGAUUGAGUGCCUCAGAGAGUGUUGCUGCGGUGGAGGACCUAAUCGAAGAAGCUGAUAAAUUGACGGUUGUCAAAAGCAAUUCUUUCAGGGAGCAAGAAACAUCGAUAGCUCCAACUGAGUUUGCUCAGCCAUGUUCAGUUUCUGAAGAUGAAACAUGUUUCAGAGAAGUGUCUUCUACUUCAGUGGAACAGUUCCAAGAUUUUGAAGGCGUGGACAAUGAGGGUGAUCAUGAUGAUGUCAACUCACAGAAAUCGGAAUUGUCAGCAGGACCUGCUAAUAUGCCAUACCUCGAAAAACCAGAUCAUGAUAUGAAGAAGCUGGACAUUGCCAAACUUUUUGGAGGAAAUGACAUCAAACAACAUGAAAACACUGAUCUGGAUUAUGUGAAGGCUAUUCUCGAAUAUUCAGGUUUUGGUAAGGAUGCAGUACAAAAAACCUGGUAUUCGUCUAACCAGCCAUUAGACCCUUCAGUAUUCAUUGAUAUGGAAGCAUACUUGCAUAACAAAGAAUGGGAAGGUUGCUAUCACCAUCAGCUUCUGUUUGACAUAAUCAAUGAGAAGCUACUCAAUGUAUACGACAGAUCAUUCGCAUAUUACCCCAAGGCAUUGUCAUCUAGUUGCCAUAUUCAUCCGUUCCCAAUUGGAGACAACAUUGUUGAUGAGAUAUGUAAAAGUAUCAGUCCGUUGACGAGCUUGAAGCCUGAGCAAAAGCAGUCACUUGAAUGCAUUGUUGGUUUGGAUAUGGCUGGGAAAGAUGAGGGUUGGAUGAACCUUCAAAUGGAGAGUGAGUGUUUAGCACUUGAACUAGAGGAGUUGAUCUUUGAGGAACUCAUGGAAGAUAUGGAAGACAUGAUUUUCGAGCAAGUAUUCGGCUCCUAA